AUGAGGGAUGGUGUGUUUUCAUAUGUUCAUUUAGACAAUGCUAAUAAAGUAUUGUAUAUGGAAAGAUGGAGAGAAGAACCAAUUCCAUUUGAUGAUAUUGAAACUCAAACUUUAAUAGAGGCAACAUCAAAUCAAUAUCCUCAGUUGUUUUUAGAUGAAGAAGAAGAUGAUGAUGUCAUGUAUCAACCAACUCCAAUCUUUGGAUCAAAAGUAUUAAAGAAUCGACACUUAAAGGAAAAGAUUUGGUCUGAUUUACGUCUUCAAGAAACAUUCAUAGAACCAUCACCACUGACUACAUCCAGGAUUAAAGAUAAGACGAUGGUACCUCCAAUUGCUUAUGCUGAAGAUAUUGCCAGUGAUUUAUCAUUGGCUGAUUUCCUAUCAAAUGGUUAUAAUUUAUUACCUGCUGUUCAUAUCAAUGAAUCAUCACCUGGUAAUUUAAGUGAUAGUAUAAUGGGUUUCCAUCAUGGAGAUAUCACUGGUAAUUCUACAUCUGAUUUAAUGGGAUCUUCAAAUAAUACUUUUCUUAAUAUGAGAAGUAGUUCAAUUAAUAAUCCCACCUUAGGAGAUCAGUCUCACCCACAGCAACAACAACAACAACAACCAUUAGAAACUCCAAGAUCAGGAAGAGUUCGUCAAUUAUCUGAUAAGAAUUUCCAAACUCCAAUUUCUAGAAUUGUGAGAUAA
Messenger RNA from Hemisphaericaspora subhashii, 687 nucleotides. It is a transcript of the gene CTA6, whose product is annotated as Cta6p. Bases 1 to 687 code for a protein of 228 amino acids. Gene Ontology annotation, cellular component: anaphase-promoting complex. The record is from RefSeq and is a predicted model, not a curated record. The transcript has a single exon. NCBI's taxonomy places the organism in Eukaryota, Fungi, Ascomycota, Pichiomycetes, Serinales, Debaryomycetaceae.